AAAUCAAUGAAGCCAGUCAAACAAACGGGGCUGGGCUGCUCGAAGUUGGGACAAUCCACGGAGGUUUUUCUGUUCAUAGUCGACGACAAAAAGGAUAUGUAUACAGCUAAUAUGUAUAGCUUCUUAUUGUUGUGUCCUUUAGCGGAGUAAGGACGAUAUCCAAGUCGAAUAAUUGUCUACUUAUAUUCGAGGAGUUUGGUGUAUUUCGAGAGGAAAAUUGCAGCCUGAGUGAAGAAAAACUGCUCUCCAUAUAUUUCACCUGAGGAUGAUUUUUGCAAAUACUGGAAACCCACUAAGGACUCCGUAUCGCAAACAGCCACCUUUUUCCCCAUUGUCAUACCCAAUGGCUCCACCUAGCCCAAGCAACAACAGCAGCAGCAGCAGUAGCACUGCAGGCUGGGACCAGCUCAGCAAAACCAACCUCUACAUCCGAGGCCUGUCCCCUUCAACCACAGACCAUGACCUGGUCAAGCUCUGUCAGCCGUAUGGCAAAAUUGUAUCAACAAAGGCCAUCCUGGACAAGACUACAAACAAAUGUAAAGGAUAUGGCUUUGUGGACUUUGACAGCCCCGGUGCAGCUCAGAAAGCAGUGGCUGCCCUGAAGACCACUGGUGUACAAGCUCAGAUGGCGAAGCAACAAGAACAAGACCCGACAAACUUGUACAUCUCCAACUUGCCUAUGUCUAUGGAUGAGCAGGAACUGGAGAACAUGUUAAAGCACUUCGGCCAGGUCAUAUCCACACGCGUCUUGAGGGACUCCAGUGGAGGCAGCAGAGGAGUGGGCUUUGCAAGGAUGGAGUCAACUGAAAAAUGUGAUGCAGUCAUUUCUCACUUCAAUGGGAAAUUUAUCAAGACACCUGCAGGUGUUCCAGCACCAUCUGAACCUUUGCUGUGCAAGUUUGCUGAUGGUGGACAGAAAAAGCGACAAAGUCAGAAUAAAUUUGCCCUGAAUGGUCGCGGUUGGGGAAGAGACGGUGACUCCAGACUGGCCGGAAUGACACUCACAUAUGACCCCAGUGCAGCUGCUAUGCAGAAUGGUAUCCACAGGUUUUUCCCGCAGGCAUACAGUAUUUCAAACAGGAUGAUUACUCAAGCGUCCAUGUCCCCUUACAUGUCUCCGGUUUCAACAUACCAGGUGCCGAACACGUCCUGGAUGUCUCAUCAACCCUACAUCAUGCAGCACCCAGGCACUGUGUUAUCGCCCUCUAUGGACCCAUCUAUGUCACUACAGCCUACUUCCAUGAUGGCCCCUCUUGCGCAGCAGAUGAGUCAUCUCUCUAUGGGCAAUGCAGGAACGUUUAUGGCCGCCAACGCAGCUAUGCAAGGAGCAUAUAUCCCACAGUAUGCACACAUGCAGACAUCAAAUGUUGCUGUCGAGGAAAAUGGUGCACAGUCACAAGUGGAUUCAUCCGGCAAUCAUUCCCCGUAUUCCUACCAACAAACCAAGUAGUGCUGAGGUCGGGUUAGCAGGUCCAGCCCGCCCUUCCAGACCAAAUGCCACGCUCAGGAGCUGGCCACAUACAGCUGUUUCCUUCUAGGUUGUUUUGAAUACUUUUUGAUUUCCUUCAGACCUAUUUUUUUAUGAUGUAUUAUUGUAAUCAUUAGGGUGGGCGACAACAUGUUUCUACUCACGUUCACACAUUCAGUUUUUAAAAGAUCUGCUGCUUUUAUGCCAAUAGAUUCAGAGGCUGAUUUAAAAAAGACCAACAAUGACAACAAACAAAAGUGUCGUGGUGUUCACUGGAUCUGUGCUCCUUUUAAACGAACGUGUUUGUUGCUUUGUCCAGGGUCUACUCGCAGCAGCAUUUCCUCUCUCGUAAGCUCGGGUGUGCAACAAAAUGUAAAGGGCCGCUGUGAUUAUACUUGAGAUUUCUGUGUAAAGCCUGAGACUGAGAAGUAAUACUGUCUUGUGAGGUUAAUGCUGCUAGUGGUGUCUAAACCAAGUGCCAUAGUAUCUGGGUCAAGAGUUGCAGAGGUGCACAUAAGAAAAAUUGCUCAUAUAAGUAACCACCAUGUUGAACAGUCAUUAAGUUAUAUGAAAAAAGUUCUAAUUUAUGAAGAUUGUUGUACAGACAGCUUGAGGAAAUAAGAGAUUUUCAUAAAGCUAUAUGAAAGUUUAUUGUUUUUAUUUUUUUUUUUACUUGUGCCACACCAUUGCCAGUGGUAACUUGUAUGUACAGUUUAAGGAAUCUUUCCUCUGUCAUUUUGUUUUGUAGUGUUUGCUAAAGCCAAAGACUUUUGUUGUUUUCAGUAGAAUGUUGCCUAAGGUUUAUUCUUUUCAUUUCUUUGACAUUUUUGAAUAAAACUUUUCGAAAUUUUCAACUUUUAA
Sebastes umbrosus (honeycomb rockfish) is the source of this 2329-nucleotide messenger RNA. RefSeq names its product RNA-binding motif, single-stranded-interacting protein 1 (gene rbms1b). NCBI's taxonomy places the organism in Eukaryota, Metazoa, Chordata, Actinopteri, Perciformes, Sebastidae. The transcript is spliced from 14 exons. Gene Ontology annotation, molecular function: poly(U) RNA binding; poly(A) binding; mRNA 3'-UTR binding. Gene Ontology annotation, cellular component: cytosol; nucleus; ribonucleoprotein complex. Bases 266 to 1450 code for a protein of 394 amino acids. The record is from RefSeq and is a predicted model, not a curated record.